This is a messenger RNA of Sphaeramia orbicularis (orbiculate cardinalfish), 2710 nucleotides long. RefSeq names its product solute carrier family 25 member 1a (gene slc25a1a). Gene Ontology annotation, cellular component: mitochondrion. Lineage: Eukaryota; Metazoa; Chordata; Actinopteri; Kurtiformes; Apogonidae. Gene Ontology annotation, biological process: mitochondrial citrate transmembrane transport. The record is from RefSeq and is a predicted model, not a curated record. Bases 109 to 1212 code for a protein of 367 amino acids. The transcript has 9 exons. Gene Ontology annotation, molecular function: citrate secondary active transmembrane transporter activity.
CUGCCGCCGCCACAUUGGACCUUCUGCCUGUGUUCUUCCCGUCUGUUGUUGUCUAAGCGGGUUUCCAACACCUCUGGGCCUGCACUGUUAUCUCAAACCCAGGCCGAAAUGUCUUCACUGCUGAGGCCGUUUUCUGUGUGCGAGGGGCCGUGUGAGAGCUGCGGGGCCCGGCGAGGAUGCGCGAGCUCCGGUUCCCAUCAGCAGCAGCAGCAGCAGCAGCCCCCGUCCCCAUCCCAGCUCCUGGCCGCCACCGCCUCGGGGCUGGGCUCUCUGCCGCUUCACCAGCGGUCGUACGCGGCGAGGAGAAACCUGGCGGCCGCUGCGGUCGGAGGAAGGAAAAUCACGCAUCCCGGGAAGGCCAUCCUAGCAGGUGGAAUUGCAGGAGGAAUCGAGAUCUGUAUCACCUUCCCUACAGAGUAUGUGAAGACUCAGCUGCAGCUCGAUGAAAGAGCCAACCCACCACGAUACAGAGGGAUUGGUGACUGUGUGAAGCUGACAGUGCAAGACCACGGGCUAAGAGGGUUGUAUCGAGGUCUCAGCUCUUUGCUCUAUGGAUCUAUACCUAAGUCUGCAGUGAGAUUUGGCACUUUUGAGAUGCUCAGUAACCCCAUGCGUGAUGCCACCGGUCGGUUAGAUAACACGCGGAGCCUCUUGUGCGGUUUAGGAGCAGGAAUAGCAGAGGCCAUCGUGGUUGUCUGCCCAAUGGAAACGCUCAAGGUGAAGAUGAUCCACGACCAGUGUUCCCUCAGACCUCGAUACAGAGGUUUCUUUCAUGGUGUCAGUGAGAUUAUCAGAGAGCAAGGUGUAAGAGGGACGUAUCAAGGUCUGACAGCGACUGUCCUAAAACAAGGAACGAAUCAGGCGAUCCGAUUCUAUGUCAUGAAUGCGCUUCGUAAUUGGUAUAAAGGUGAUGACCCCAGAAAAGAAAUGCACCCAAUAGUUACAGCAAUGUUUGGAGCGACGGCAGGAGCUGCCAGUGUUUUUGGUAAUACUCCUCUUGAUGUGGUGAAAACAAGGAUGCAGGGUUUGGAGGCCCAUCGCUACAAAAACACAAUAGACUGUGCCUUCCAGAUCUUGAAGCAUGAAGGUCCACAGGCGUUCUACAAAGGGACGGUACCUCGGCUUGGUCGUGUGUGCUUGGAUGUUGCAAUAGUCUUUGUCAUCUACGAGGAGGUGGUCAAACUACUCAACGGUGUGUGGAAGACUCAAUAAACCGACCAGACAGCGAGGGAAGCACAGUUCAGUGCCUCAUGAUACAUACAACUGAAAACCUCUGAAGCUCUCUGCAUUGCCCCAUGAUGGAAACUUGACCAGCUGUCAACAUGAUGCUUAAAAUUAAUUAGCAGGACUUUACCCUAAACAAGGUGUUUAUGAUGGAAGAAGCGGCUUGUUCUGUAAUUUCUCCUCUUACUCUCUAAUGAUCGUACUUGGGGAGGAUAUUCAUUUCAUUUCGAAAGGAUGAAAAGCUCCGAUCGAAUGCAGUCGAUGAUGUGUAGAUGCAUUAAUUUAUGCAGUUGACCAAACUUUAGUUUAUUUAGAAAGUUACUAUUAACCAAAGGUUAAGAAAGAAACUUGAGUAGGUUUUUAAAAAGGGAUAUUAUGUACGUCUAAUGUUUUCGCUUUCUAUGACUUGUCAGCAUACAUGUUGUAGAGUGAACAUCACUGAAACCAUAAACGUGUCUUGAUUCACUGAGUACUUACUAUACUGAGCUACAAACAGAAUCCAUACUGGACACAGCUGAGCUCUGCAGUGCUACAUCUCGUCCGUGCGGUAUCUCAACACAUCUAGGUGUUGUAGUCACUUACAUGACCGUGCAUGUGGUGUCGUCACACUUGAGCAUUUACAGUAUUUCCUCGCUGUGUUCUUGGUGAUGAUUUUUAGAUGCUGUUCAUUGUGUAUUUUGUGGCCGCUGCUGACUACAGAGUAUGGCUGCAUGAACCUAGAUGUGGCAUCUUUCCUGUUACACACAGACAGUAAUCACAGGCUUAUUGCAGGCUACGUGAACUGGUCUGCAGUCAGAAUCUCUCCUGGUUCUUUGACUGAGCUAGUAUGAUCAAAGUUAUCAUUCAUUAAGCACAAUGUGUAGGAAAUAAAUCUAUAUAUAACAGUUUUCACAUGCAGAUGAGGAGGUUGUGAGCUCAUGGUUUUUGUUCGAAAAUGAGGAACGGCUUGUGGUUCAGUCCUCUGCAGCUGCAUGUGACAUUUUACAAGAUGUUUAAACCCAAAUAACUUGAGUUUGAUCUAUGAUACUUCUACCAACAGGUAAAUUUAAGAAGCGAGUUACUUCAGUCCAGAUUAAAAUACGUUAAUAUGUGACAUCUCCAAGCCAUAUGACUUUAGUGUUUUAUUUGCAUGUAAAGCAGUUUGUUCCGAUGUUCUGUCACUUUCAGAUUUUUUAAGUUUACCUCAGGCUAACUUGCUUCACAAUGUUUGAACGCUCACAGCCGACUGUUCUUUGAAUGCAACAUAUUUGUUUACAUUAUGAACCCCGACCUGGGAGGACUACGUCACAGGCUCAGUAAUGACACAGGUGACUCGUAUUAAAAGAGUGAGGCUUAACAUAGUGGCUUCGCACAACCUUGCACAGAAGCCUUUGAUGCGUUUAUGCCACUGUACUUUAGCAAAGUCUAAUCAUCCUCAAUAGUAGCAGAUCUUUAUUACACAGUAGCCCAAGAGUAACAUUGUUUAAAUUUUAUGUUUCCAUGAACU